This is a messenger RNA of Labrus bergylta (ballan wrasse), 3758 nucleotides long. Its product is annotated as protein phosphatase 1D. The record is from RefSeq and is a predicted model, not a curated record. Gene Ontology annotation, biological process: negative regulation of gene expression, epigenetic; peptidyl-threonine dephosphorylation. Gene Ontology annotation, molecular function: cation binding; protein serine/threonine phosphatase activity; mitogen-activated protein kinase binding. Lineage: Eukaryota; Metazoa; Chordata; Actinopteri; Labriformes; Labridae.
UCUUGGAGAAGAUAAACAAAAAGGAAGGAACCCUUCGGCCAUACAAUCGCGGCAAAAAAACGGUUCAAAAAAAUUAGCUUGAAAGCUAUAGUUAGCAACUUCAUGUGCCUAUUUUAUUGCUUCAAUAUUUAUUAUUAGGCGUUUACAACCAUGGACGAGUCUAUAGUGUUUCGUAUGAGUGCGUUUUCGGAGCAAGGUGGGAGGAAAUACAUGGAGGAUGUUGUCGAGAUAAGAAUCGAGUACGAGCCGACGCCGUCGUCAGUCGAAGAUUACCAAAAGUCUCAGACGCAUGGAGGACAAGGAAAAGCGGAGAGUGAACCUACCAAACAGACUGAAAAUGCGACACUCGAACAUAGCGUAGAGGCCGAUUCGGGUCCGGCUUCUGCAAUGUGGGUAGAGAGUCUCUCAAGCGAGGACGGCGGCAACAACAGUGCACCGGUGUCUGACGGAAAAGUCGCGGGGCAUGUCGUCGACACUCGGAAGUCUGUGGCUUUUUUCGCCGUGUUUGAUGGACACGGGGGUCGGGAGGCUGCACACUUUGCGAGAGAGAACCUGUGGGAACUGUUGAAAAGGCAGCGAGGGUUUUGGUCGAAAGACCACAGUGAAGUGUGUGCCGCUCUUAAAAAAGGGUUCAUCGCCUGUCACCAUGCAAUGUGGAAAGAGCUACCCGAGUGGCCAAAGACCAUCACUGGCCUGCCCAGCACAUCAGGCACCACAGCCAGUGUGAUUGUGAUCCGUGGAGUUCACAUGUACGUUGCCCAUGUGGGGGAUUCAGCAGUGGUGGUCGGAGUGCAAGAAAACGACUCUGAUAUCACGCUCCAGGCACUAGAAGUCACACAAGACCACAAACCGGAACUUCCUAAAGAAAAGGAAAGGAUAGAACGCCUGGGUGGCAGUGUGAUGAAGAAAUCUGGGGUGAACCGUGUCGUGUGGAAGAGGCCCAGACUGACGCACAACGGACCCGUGAGGAGGAGCACAGUCAUUGACCAGAUCCCAUUCCUGGCUGUAGCCAGAUCCCUCGGGGAUCUGUGGAGCUACGACUUCUACAGUGGGGAGUUUGUGGUUUCUCCGGAGCCUGAUACCACCGUCAUGACGCUUGAUCCCAAACGGCAUCGCUACGUCAUCCUCGGCAGUGAUGGACUGUGGAAUAUGAUGCCUCCCAAAAAUGCUGUCAACAUGUGUUCUAGCCAUGACAAAAUGGUGGGACCAAAGGGGAUGUCAUGCGCCAGGCGGCUGGGAUGCACGGCCCUAUUGUUCUGGAAAGAGCGAAUGCUCCGAGCAGACAACACAACAGUUAUUGUCCUGGCCCUGCAGGAGCGUGACGGCCCUCCCAUCCCUAUGCACAGAGAUGAGAUCGUUGUUGACAUGGCCACAGGAAUUGACCAUGUUCCAUACCCAGGAACGACUUACAACACGUGUGAGGUCCCAAAGCAGGGUGAUGCAGUGAACGCACCCUGCCCUUUUAAAGACAGUUCCGCGGCUCUGGAGCAGGCGUUCGGGCUGUAUGAAGCAGCUUUCUGUGCCACCGCACGGCUCUCACCUGAUGUUGACUCUAUGGGGGUCACGCUGCCCCCGUCAGAGGGCUCUGUGAAUGUUUUCGAAAAGCAAGACUCCACAACCCAAGUGGACUGUGUUACAUGUCGUCCUCCAUUAAAAAGGUCUCGCCGUUCCCCAAACACACCACCUGAAACCGGAGGUCGUAGCCGCCGCCGCCGCCCCGGUCGGUCCGCCAACAAAAGCGUCCCCCAGGAGACGCCUGUUAGCGGCGCACAAAGCGGACAACCCAGUCAAAGAAGCUCCUCGCAGGAUUGCAGUAUCCUACCACAGCACUGCAACUCUGCCUUGUGCGUGUGCUGAAUCCUGUCUCAUAUAAACAGUGUUUCAACCCCCCCCCGACCCCCAGAGACCGGGAGGAAUACAUCGCACCGGGUCAACUUCGGUUUGCUACAGACCCUUAAUCUUAGAUGUAUACUUUUUCUAAAAAGUCUUUUUUUGUUUUUGUAAAAAUUCCUGAGAAAUUUGAGAUUGUAAAUGUGUGACCUGAUUAACGUGUACUUCUUCUCUUUUUGCUGCCCCCCCCCCUUAAAAGUUUAAUGUAAUUAAAAUUACAAUUUUAGAUCUGUUCAAUCUACACAAUCUAUUUUCAUACUUCAAAGUAUGUAUAGUAUAUUGAAAAAAAAAAAAGAACGUAUUUAAAAAAAAAAAAAAAGAUAGAUCACUACAAUCUGAGACAACUACAGUUAACAUGAACAGUGACACAGGCAGCCUUCCAGUGAUUCCAUUUAUCAAAUAUACCAACUCUUUUAUGCUGUUCAGACUUUCCUGGAUGGAGUUUAUACCUCAGACAACUUGUUUGCCAUUUAUCCUCUUGGAGCCUUUAAGAUGCUUGACUUUCUAGUUUGAUUAGGAGACCCUGACAGUAUAAUACUUGAGAGCUCAAAGACAUGGAUAGAAAUGACAAACAAGAGUCCGAGGUUGUUAUUAGGGGACUGAUUUCAAGUCUAUAUCCUUAGUUUUGUGUCUUUACUAGUGGGAAAUAAUGUACCAUCAUGAUCAUAAUUGCUCCUUUUAAGCUAUUCGGUGUAUCUUAUGCAUAGUAUGUGAGGAUGUGUUUAAAGGGUCAGUUCACUGAAACCCCCAAACUCCAGAAAAGUAUAAGAAAAUGUGAUGAUUUUAUUUAGCAUAGUGGUAUCUAUCCAUGUAGGUAGGUAAUAUAUAUAUAUAUUUUUUUUAGGGAACUGACCCUUUGAUGGUUCUUUUCUAGAGAGUCAUAUUGAUCCAUUCCAAGCAUCUUCAUGUAUGAGUUGGCCAAUUACCGUACUGUUUUUAUUCAGUUUUGAAACCUUGGGUGUAUCCAUACUUUUUUUUAAGGUGUAACUAUCAGAAGCACAGGAUGUUGAGUAAUGAUGAAAAAGUCUUGACCAAUACCUGUGCCUCACUGGGAAGUGGUUCAGAGGCAGCUUGGACCUUCAUAUGCGUUUAUUUGAAGUGUCUACUAGGUACCAUAACCAUUAGAAUUGGUCUUCCUCUGUGUUCUCAUAUAUUGUUGUCUUGUGUGUGUGUGUAUGUGGUUUCCAUCCAUAACCUGUGUUUUAAUCUGCACAUAAAACACAUUAUGGUACUUAUGUCAUAAAACAAGAAGUGCCCCAUUCAUGGUUGAUAGUGGUCAAAGUUCUAACUUGUUUUAUUAUGGCAGCUCAGUAAGUGUUCGAGCAGAUUUGUUUGCCUUCUUUUUACAUUAAAGUGUCAUGUUUGCCUUAGCACAAACGAGUCAGAGGUGCUUCAUACAAGUGUGAUUCUUAUGGAUGUGUCAUUGUAAGUAUGGCUGUGGCCCCAGCUCCAACCAUGUAUCAUGCACUCUCCUCCGUUCUCCAACCCGUCUCAUUGAAGCGUUCAUGCUGCAGAAAAUAAACCCCCUGUUAAAUGUUUCUCAGUAAUAUUCCAGAGCAGUGUGUUUGUUUUGUACAGUACUUCAAUAUGCAAUACAAAUUUGUACAGUACAUUAUUAUGCAAAGUCAAUGGAUAUUUUGGGAGUCUGGCAUGCUCUGAUCUACUCUGUAUGUUGUGAAGUGUUCAGAGGUUGUGGAAUUUCAUGAGCAUGUGGUUUGUUUUUGAUAUUUACAAUACUUGGUUCUGGCUUCAUGUCCAGUGCGGCCAGGUUUCAAGACUAACUGUAUAACUUACAUACUUUGAAAGUGGCUGAUGAUAUAAUGUCUGUGUGUUGUAAUAAAGUUCUCAUUUUUCAAUUGGUGCUGUCA